UGCUGCUCAUCUCUCUCUUCUCUCUCUAUAAGCAAAAGAGAAAAAGGACCAUAGAAAAUUAGUGGGUCAAGAAAAUUUUCCAACAAAAAUAAAAACAUCAAAUCUUUGUUCAAUUCCAACAUCAAUGGCUGUCCAAGCACAACACCACCCAUCAAAUCUUCUUCUCCUAAACAGAAACAUACAACCUGAGAAAAACCCACUUGGAAUCCUUGAUCAAUCACAUAUGAUAUUCACCAAUGGAGUGGAGAUUAAUCAACGGAAGAGAAACAGAGAAGUUUAUACAGGAAUUGAACAAAUCAAUUCGUUUCCUUUUCAAACUCAACCGUCUCAAUUCAUCGAUCUGACUCAACUUCAUAAUUCUCGGCCGAAUGUCUCCACCGGACUCCGACUUACCUUCAACGACCAGAACCCAGAUGAUUUUACAACCCAAAUUCAUCAGCAAACCCUAGAAAUCGACCAGUUCUUACAAACCCAGCACGAACAACUUAGACGGAUAUUAGAGGAAAAGAGGAAGAGACAUUACCGACACUUAUUAGCGGCGGCUGAGGAAACGGUUGCAAAGAGACUAAGAGAAAAGGAGGCGGAGAAGGAUAAAGCAGUUAGGAGAAACGCCGAGUUAGAGGCAAUGGCGGCGCGUUUGAUAGGAGAGGCGGAAACGUGGCAAGCUAGGGCUAGGGCUCGUGAAUCGGAGGCUGCGUGUCUGAAAAUUCAGGUUCAAAAAGCGAUAAUGACGGCGACUGAGGAUGCAGAAUCAUCGUAUGUGGAUCCAGACCGAGUGGAGGAGAAUAAUGUUGUGGCGAGAUGUAAAGCGUGUGGUGAAAGUGUUUCGUCGGUUGUUUGUUUGCCUUGUCGACAUUUUUGUUUGUGUCGAGAAUGCGAUUCGGUGGCUCGGGUUUGUCCAGUUUGUUUUUCUCUUAAAAGCUCGAGUGUCGAAGUUUAUUUCAACUAGAAAAAAGUUUAAAUUAAGUUGUUUUAAGUGAGAAUCAAAUUAAU
Molecule: messenger RNA, 993 nt
Organism: Impatiens glandulifera
Lineage: Eukaryota; Viridiplantae; Streptophyta; Magnoliopsida; Ericales; Balsaminaceae
Product: BOI-related E3 ubiquitin-protein ligase 1-like
Exons: 4
Coding region: 125-949 (274 amino acids)
Molecular function (GO): ubiquitin-protein transferase activity
Source: RefSeq, a predicted model, not a curated record